GCAGCGAUUGUGUACACAGAGAGGUAAUUGAUCAGCUAAAUCAAUGAUAGCAUCGCUCGGUUCAGACGUAUGAAAAUAUCCCGGCAUGCUGGCGACGCAAGGCUCGGCCAGGGAGGGGAGGGAUGAUGGAGCUAAGAUGGCAGCCCAACUGAGGGUGCUGCCUCUCCGGGGUCAAGAGAUAUUCAAGAAACGAAGCAAAAAACGAAACUCGACAAUGCGAUUUUUCUAAAUGAAUGCUUUCGUUUCUGCUUUUUCGCGAGAAAUUUCAGUUAUGGUUUGAGAGGAUCGUCAUUGGAGUCGAGCACCGUGUUGACGCUGCGGCCGGAUCGCAAGACUACACUGGUUUUUUAGCUGCACCACCAGAUUGGCUACAAUUUGCGCUUCUAACCACUGAGGACCGUGGAUGCUCGUUGUGGUUUUUUCGCAGCUCGUAGCCGACAAAUGAUGUGACAUGUGGCGGAUACAUCGACACGUGGAUUGCGCCUGAUGGCUAGAGAUUAUCUGGCUGUGAUAUCUUUUGUGUAAUAUAUACAUAUAUAUGCAUUGUUCUGCAAAACGAUGAUGUGUGCUGCUGCGGCAGCGGCCGCCGGUGGUGGGAUUCUGCCCUCCUUAUCGCCGUCGAUGGGGCUGGGUGUCAGGGUCAUUUCUGGAGCAGGAGCCGACCUCUCCACCGUCGGUUCGGGGAUGGGUUCUUGCCCGACACCCGGAGUCCAGUCGGAUUGUCGGACUCGGUACCAGCUUUUACUCUCAGGACGAGCCCUGGCGGAGAGAUACAGACGGAUUUAUACCACCGCCAUCAACGAUAAAGAGCAAGGGAUAAAUCAAGGAAGGGGAAAGAAGGCAUUGAGUAAGAAGAAACUUAAAAGGCGACAGAAGGUCAAGUCAAAAGUCAAAUCAAGAACAAAGGCCGAGAGUCUAGAUGGAGCCCUCUGCGUGCCAGACAUCAAGCUACACAGCAACCCUUCUGCAUUCAAUGUCUACUGCAACGUGCGGCACUGUGUGCUGGACUGGCAGCAAAGAGAGGCCUCCCUGGCGCUGGCCUCCAGGAGCUCGGUACAGAGCGGCGACUCAGACAGCGAGGAGGAGGAGGAGUACCGCGAACCAGCCGUGAAGCUGCCAAAGAUCAUUGGCAUCGGCCUGUGUGGGGUUUUUGAGCUGAUAAAAGAGACUCGGUUCUCUCACCCUCUGCUGUGCCUGCGUAGCCUACAGGCCUUGCUGGACAUGCUACAGGGACAACAGCCUGAGGGCUUCCAGACUGAGCCACCUGAUGUGUUAGAGUCUCUUUUCCAGUUGUUGUUGGAGACCACGGUCCGGAGCACAGGACCCAAUGACCCAACGGGGCAGGCCAUCACUGCGCUGUCCUGUGCCUGCCUCUUCAGUCUGGUGGUGGCCUGGGGAGACACGGGGAAGAUCCUCCAGGCAGUCUCUGCCAUCCUCACAAAUAAUGGUAGUCAUGCCUGCCAGACAAUACAGGUUCCCACCAUACUGAACGCGUUACAGAGGAGUGUACAGGCUGUACUGGUGGGAAAGAUUCAGAUCCAGGAUUGGUUUGGAAAUGGCAUCAAACGUGCAGCCUUGAUGAACAAGUGGGUCCUGAAGGAGGUGACCAUUGAUGAAGAUGAGCGCUGCCUUCUGCAGACUGAUGGUUCCUUCCUGUACUUGCUCUGCAAGGAUGGACUCUACAAAGUGGGCUCUGGAUACAGCGGCACUGUCAGGGGCCACGUGUACAACUCCACGUCUCGAAUCAGAAAUCGAAAGGAGAAAAGAUCCUGGCUGGGCUUUGCUCAGGGGUAUUUGUUGUAUCGGGACACAAGUAACCACAGUAUGUCGGCCCUGAAGAUCAACCCUGAGACUCUGGAGCACGAGGGAACGGUUGCAAUGCCAGGUCAGCAUUCAGAUGGACAGAACAUCAUCUUCACUGAUGGAGAAUACAUUAACCAGAUUGCAGCCUGCAAAGAUGAUGGUUUUGUAGUACGGAUCUAUACUAUGAGUUCAGACCCGGCCCUGCAGCAGGAACUGCAGCUUAAGCUGGCAAGGAAAUGUCUGCACGCUUGUGGCAUCUCUCUUUUUGACCUCGAGAAGGAUCUGCACAUCAUCAGCACAGGCUUUGAUGAAGAGGCAGCAUUGCUUGGAGCAGGCAGGGAGUUUGCUCUGAUGAAAACUGCCUCGGGAAAGAUCUACUACACAGGAAAAUACCAGAGUCUGGGUAUAAAACAGGGUGGCCCAUCAGCAGGGAAAUGGGUGGAAUUGCCCGUUACGAAAUCUCCGAAGAUUGUCCAGUUCUCAGUCGGCCAUGAUGGCUCUCAUGCGCUGCUAGUGGCUGAAGAUGGAAGUGUGUUCUUCACAGGCUCUGCCAGCAAAGGGGAAGAUGGAGAAUCUACUAAAAGUCGCCGACAGCCCAAGCCGUACAAGCCCAAGAAGAUGAUCAAACUGGAGACCAAGACAGCCGUGUACACAGCAUGCAACAAUGGCAGCAGCAGCAUUGUCACCAAGGAUGGAGAACUCUACAUGUUUGGCAAAGAUGCUAUAUACAGUGACAGCACCUGUCAGGUGACAGACCUCAAAGGUCAUUUUGUAACUCAGGUUGCCAUGGGUAAGGCUCACACAUGUGUUCUGACCAAAAACGGUGAAGUGUGGACGUUUGGGGUGAAUAACAAAGGCCAGUGUGGUAGAGACACCGGAGCCAUGAGCCAGGCAGGAAAAGCAUUUGGUGUUGAGAACAUGGCCACAGCCAUGGAUGAGGACCUAGAGGAUGAGUUGGAGGAGAAGGAAGAGAAGAGCAUGAUGUGCCAGCCAGGCAUGCACAAGUGGAAAUUGGACCAGUGCAUGGUUUGCACAGUGUGUGGAGACUGCACUGGCUACGGUGCCAGUUGUGUCAGUAGUGGACGACCAGACAGAGUGCCGGGAGGUAUCUGUGGCUGUGGAUCUGGAGAGUCUGGCUGCUCAGCGUGCGGCUGUUGCAAAGCCUGUGCCAGGGAGCUCGAUGGUCAGGAGGCCAGGCAGAGAGGCAUCUUUGACGCUGUGAAGGAGAUGAUUCCAUUGGACCUGUUGUUAGCUGUGCCUGUCCCUCCCCCUCCAGGAGUCAACAUCGAGGAGCACAUUCAGAUCCGCCAGGAGGAGAAACGACAGAGGAUCAAUCGCCGGCAUAGGUUGGAGGAGGGAAGAGGCCCCCUUGUUUUUCCCGGUCCCAUUUUUAUGAACCAGCGUGAGCAGGCCCUAGCCAGAAUAAGACCCCUUCAGGCACUAAGGCAUAAACGGGACAAGCACAAAGAUGGUAGCAGUGAGCGUGGGGAGAAGGAUGCUAGCAAAAUUACAACCUACCCCCCAGGGGCUGUGAGAUUUGACUGUGAACUGCGAGCGGUUCAGGUCAGCUGCGGUUUUCACCACUCAGUGGUGCUUAUGGAGAAUGGAGAUGUCUACACGUUUGGGUAUGGUCAGCACGGGCAGCUCGGACAUGGGGACGUCAACUCCAGGGGCUCUCCAACUCUGGUGCAGGCUCUUCCUGGUCCGAGUGUGCAGGUGACAGCAGGCAGUAACCACACAGCUGUUCUCCUCAUGGAUGGGCAGGUCUUCACAUUUGGCAGCUUCUCGAAAGGGCAGCUUGGUCGGCCGAUCCUGGACAUGCCCUACUGGAAUGCCAAGCCAUCUCCUAUGCCCAAUAUCGGUGCCAAAUAUGGACGAAAAGCUACGUGGAUCGGAGCCAGUGGGGACCAGACAUUCUUGCGGAUCGAUGAGGCUCUUAUCAACUCCCAUGUCCUAGCUACUUCAGAGAUCUUUGCCAGCAAACACAUCAUUGGCCUCGUGCCCUCCUCUGUGUCUGAGCCACCACCAUUUAAAUGCUUGCUUAUCAACAAAAUGGAUGGAAGCUGCAGAACCUUCAAUGACUCUGAGCAGGAGGACCUGCAAGGAUUUGGCCUGUGUCUGGACCCAGUGUAUGAUGUUAUAUGGAGGUUCUUGCCAGCCACCAGAGAGAUGUGGUGUUACAAUGCAGUGAUAGCUGAUGCCAGGAUGCCCUCUGCAACAGAUCUGCAGGCUCGCUGUAGCAUCCUUAGUCCAGAGCUUGCAUUGCCGUCAGGAUCACACGCAACCACCACUCGCUCUCAUGGAGCCCUACACAUCCUUGGUUGCUUGGAUACACUGGCUGCCAUGCAGGAACUGAAAAUGGGUGUAGCCAGCGCUGAGGAAGAAACCCAGGCAGUGAUGAAGGUCUAUUCCAAGGAGGACUACAGUGUUGUGAACCGCUUUGAGAGUCACGGUGGUGGUUGGGGUUACUCGGCCCACUCUGUGGAGGCCAUCCGUUUCUGUGCCGACGCAGACAUCCUGCUGGGUGGGCUGGGCCUGUUCGGGGGACGAGGGGAGUACACUGCCAAAAUCAAGCUGUUUGAGCUUGGCCCUGAUGGUGGUGACCAUGAGACAGAUGGUGAUCUGCUGGCUGAGACUGAUGUACUGGCUUAUGACUGUGCUGCCAGGGAGAAAUAUGCAAUGAUGUUUGAUGAGCCGGUGCUGCUGCAGCUUGGCUGGUGGUAUGUGGCGUGGGCCCGAGUGUCUGGUCCCAGCAGUGACUGUGGCUCCCAUGGGCAGGCUACCAUCACUACUGAUGAUGGUGUGGUCUUUCAGUUCAAAAGCUCAAAGAAGUCAAAUAAUGGCACAGAUGUCAAUGCAGGUCAGAUACCUCAGCUACUUUACAGGCUUCCUUCAAAUGAUGGCAAUGCAUCUAAAGGCAAACAGCAAACCAGUGAACCAGUCCAUAUCCUUAAACGCUCAUUUGCUCGUACAGUCUCAGUGGAGUGUUUUGAGUCUUUGCUGAGUAUCCUUCACUGGAGCUGGACCACCUUGGUUUUGGGUGUGGAGGAACUGCGAGGGCUGAAGGGUUUCCAGUACACAGCCACCCUGCUCGACCUUGAGAGGCUCCGCUUUGUUGGCACGUGCUGCCUCCGCCUGCUCAGGGUCUACAUCUGUGAGAUUUUUCCCAUUGCAGCCAGCACCAAGGCUGUGGUGGAGGAGUCGAGCAAGCUGGCAGAGUGCGUAGGAAAGACACGCAGUCUGCUGAAGAAGAUCCUGUCAGAAGGCAUGGACAACUGCCUGACCAAGCUGGACAAUGACCCACAAGGCUACUUGUCUCAGCCUCUUACUUUGCUGGAAGCCGUGCUGCAGGAGUGCCACAACACCUUCACCGCCUGCUUCCACUCGUUCUAUCCAACCCCGGCUCUGCAGUGGGCCUGCCUGUGUGAUCUGCUCAACUGCCUGGACCAAGAUAUCGCUGAGGCUAAUUUCCGUACAUCCAGCAGCCGUCUCCUGGCAGCCGUAAUGUCAGCUCUUUGUAACACAUCGGUCAAGCUGACAUCCAUCCUGCCCAUUGCUUAUGAUGGGGAGGUGCUGCUACGUUCACUGGUCAAACAAGUCAGCACAGAGAAUGACUCGGCCCUUGCUCACCGCUUCCCCCUGCUGGUGGCCCAUAUGGAGAAACUCAGCCAUACGGAGGAGAACCUGAUGGGCAUGACCAGUUUCCGGGAAGUACUAGAGAAGAUGCUGGUGAUUGUGGUGCUGCCUGUGAGGAAGAGUUUGAGGAGGGAGGUUGAACUGUUCUCACCACAUUUGGUCUCCAACACCUGCGGCCUGCUGGCCUCCAUCGUUUCUGAGCUCACCGCCUCUGCCCUGGGCUCUGAGGUUGAUGGGCUGAACUCGCUCCACUCAGUGAAAGCAUCUCCGAACCGCUUCACCAAAACAAGCCAGGGCCGCAGUUGGAACACAGGCAAUGGCUCGCCGGAUGCCAUCUGUCUGACAGUGGAUAAGCCAGGCGUUGUGCUUGUGGGUGUCUGCGUAUAUGGAGGAGGGGGCAUCCAUGAGUAUGAGCUAGAGGUGCUGGCUGAUGAUGCGCAGACAGAGCACCCAGGGGACUCUGCGCAUUCUCACAGGUGGACAUCUCUGGAGCUGGUGAAGGGCACAUACAGCACUGACGAUUCCCCCAGUGAUAUUGCUGAAAUUCGCCUGGAUAAGGCUGUGCCACUUAAGGAGGGGGUGAAGUAUGCAGUGCGAUUACGAAACUACGGUAGCCGGACGGCUAAUGGGGACGGAGGGAUGACCACAGUGCAGUGCUCCGAUGGUGUGUCCUUCACCUUCAGCACCUGCAGCUUGAGUAGCAAUGGGACCAACCAGACCAGAGGACAGAUCCCGCAGAUUCUCUAUUACAGGAGUGAGUAUGAUGGGGACCUCCAGUCUCAGCUGCUGAGCAAAGCCAAUGAGGAAGACAAAAACUGUAGCAGAGCUCUGUCUGUGGUUAGUGCUGUGGUUAGAGCUGCAAAGGAUCUCCUUCACAGGGCAUUUGCUGUUGAUGUGGAUGAUAUUCCCGAGCUUUUAAGCUCUUCUAGCCUGUUCUCUAUGCUCCUGCCCCUCAUCCUGGCCUACAUAGGUCCCGUGGCUGCAUCUGUACCAAAGGCUGCUGUUGAGGUCUUUGGUUUGGUUCAAGAGCUGCUGCCUGCUGUCUCUGCCCUGAACCAAAAAUACGCCCCACCCACCUUUAACCCAAACCAAUCCACAGACAGCACUACUGGCAACCAGCCUGAACAGGGCCUCUCCGCUUGUACCACCUCUAACCAUUAUGCAGUAAUUGAGAGUGACCACCCUUACAAACAAGCUGGAGUCACUCAGUACAGGGUAUCAUUCCCGGACUGUGUCCGCUGGACCACCAUUGAGUUUGAUCCACAGUGUGGCACUGCACAACCAGAGGACGUCCUGCGUCUGCUAAUCCCAAGCCGAACACUCCACUUGUCUAACCUGGGUGCCAAACCCUUGAUCCACGACACCAUCAACACCUGGACUGAGCUCAAAAAGUUCUCAGGCUCAACAGGCUGGCCAACCACUGUCCUCGUGCUGCCAGGAAAUGAAGUGCUCUUUUCACUUGAAACAGCCUCAGAUUAUGUGAAAGAUGAGAAAGCCUGCUUCUACGGCUUUAAGUGUGUGGCUGUAGGAUAUGAAUUCAACCCCGGUCCUGAUGAGGGUAUUAUCCAACUGGAGAAGGAGUUGGCCUACCUGGGUAGUGUGUGUGCUGCAGCUCUUAUGAAGAAAGACUUGGCCCUUCCUAUAGGCAAUGAGUUGGAGGAAGAUCUUGAGAUUCUUGAGGAAGCCUCUCUUCAGGUGUGUAAGGCCCACUCAGGGAUCCUUGGGAAGGGUCUGGCCUUGUCUCACUCUCCCACCAUCCUGGAGGCCCUUGAGGGGAAUCUACCCUUGCACAUCCAAACCAAUGAGCACUCCUUCCUUGAGGACUUCAUCACCUGUGUGCAGAAUUCAAGUGGGGGACGUCUGGCUAGAUGGCUACAGCCAGACUCUUAUGCAGAUCCUCAGAAGACAUCCCUGAUUCUGAACAAAGAUGAUAUACGCUGUGGGUGGCCAACCACUGUGGUGGUUCAGACCAAAGACCAGUAUGGGGAUGUGGUGCAUGUUCCUAACAUGAAGGUGGAGGUGAAGGCCGUACCUGUUUCACAGAAAAAGUCAGUGCAACCAGAAAAUGUGAAGAAGUUGCAGCGACUACCUGGAAGCUGUUCCCCUUCUUCCUCUGGACCCGACCUAACCUUUGGAGGUUUGCCAGUGCCCAAGUUGGAAGCCACCUAUGAGCCCAUGAUUGUGAAAGAGGCUCGAUACAUUGCUAUUACCAUGAUGAAGGCAUAUGAAAACUACUCCUUUGAAGAGCUGCGCUUUGCUUCCCCCACUCCAAAGAGACCCAGCGAGAAUAUGCUCAUCCGUGCCAACACUGAUGGAACCUACAGUGCCAAUUGGACUCCAGGAGCAGUCGGCCUCUAUACGAUCCACGUCACCAUUGAUGGCAUUGAAAUAGAUGCUGGUUUGGAGGUAGAAGUCAAAGACCCUCCCAAAGGCAUGAUACCACCUGGGACUCAGAUGGUCAAGCCAAAAGCUGAGCCUCAGCCUAGCAAGGUCCGCAAAUUUGUAUCCAAGGACAGCGCAGGCCUGCGUGUGCGUAGUCACCCCUCCCUGCAGAGUGAACAGAUAGGCAUAGUGCAUGUCAAUGGCACCAUCACUUUCAUUGACGAGAUCCACAAUGAUGAUGGUGUGUGGCUCAGGCUCAAUGAUGAAACUGUAAAGAAGUAUGUUCCCAACAUGAAUGGGUACACUGAAGCCUGGUGCCUCUCUUUUAACCAGCACCUGGGCAGGAGCCUACUGGUCCCAGCCGACGAAGUCAGGGGCCAGUCGGAGGAGAACAUAAAGGAGGUGAGCAGCUGCCCUUCCCACGAGGCCCCCAUUCGGGUGCAGAACAGAGCAGGGCAGGGCGGCGGUCCGGGGCUUUAUAAGGUAGUGAAGACCGGCCCCUCUGGUCACAACAUCAGAAGCUGCCCAAACCUUAGGGGUAUCCCCAUUGGAAUGUUAGUUCUUGGCAACAAGGUCAAGGCCAUAGGCGAGGUGGUCAACUCAGAGGGAACCUGGGUACAGCUGGAUAAGAACAGUGUAGUGGAGUUCUGUGAGAGUGAUGAAGGAGAGGCCUGGUCACUGGCCAGAGACCGUGGUGGAAACCAAUACCUUCGCCACGAUGAUGAGCAAGCAUUGCUUGAGCAUGGGAACCAGACCCCGCCACCCAGCCCUUUCUCUGUGCAGGCCUUCAACAGAGCCUCAACUUCAAAUGGAGCACAGGGCUUUGACUAUGGCAUCUCCAACAACAAAGGUGACCGGUUGAGUGCCAUACUGAAUUCCAUUCAGUCUGGGCCCUUCCUCUCAGCAGCUCCCUCCUCCUCCAUAUUUGAGCAAGCUGCCCAACCUCCCUCCUCUUCCUCCCUUGUCCACAGCCCAUUUGUGUUUGGACAAUCCCCCUCCCAACUGUCUCAGCCACAACCACAGCUUCUGAGUGAGCGAGGGAACCUCAUGCCUGGUGCACGGCCGAUGUCCCCAGCCUCCAAACACCGUCAGGAGAAUCGCUCAGCCAAACAGGAGAGCCGCGGAAGUCGCUCCUCUGAGCAGAGCAGGGUCAAAACAAGUGAGGGUGGACUGACCGCUAGCGAGGCCCUUAUACUGCGGUCAGACACGGCCAAACUGAGGUCUGACUCGCACAGCCGCUCCCACUCGCCCAAUCACAACACACUCCAGGCUCUAAAGGCAGAUGGUAGAACUUCAGGAAAUCGGUCCGAGUCUCCGAAUCCUGGCUCUCGCUCUUCCUCUCCCAAACAAAAAAGUAUAUCCACGUCAGGCAGGUCUAGCCCCUCCAGCAACUCUUCCCAGCACUCUUCUUCAACCCACCAUGACAAGAACCUCCCACCUAAAGUUAGCCCUUCGUCCAAAGCCCAGCUCGAUCCUCCAAGAGAGAGAUCCAAAUCAGACUCUUAUACUCUGGACCCAGACACACUGAGAAAGAAGAAGAUUCCCCUUACAGAGCCACUUAGGGGCAGAUCUACCUCCCCCAAACCUAAACUGUCUCCUAAAGACCCAAAUAAAGGGAUGACCGGCAACGCAGAGAACCGUGUACCCUCACCACAUGUUACCCAAGAGAACUUGCACAGUGAAGUCGUGGAGGUCUGCACCUCUAGCGCUCUCCUCUCCAAUGAGGAUGUCAAUGAUGAGAAUGUGGAGCUCCGUAAUGCUGAAGAAGGUUCGUGUAAGGUGCACUUCAGCAUCGGCAAAGCCCCUGUCGAAGAGGAACUAAAGAGCCGCUCUUCACCCAAAGUCAGCCGCAAAACCUCCAGUCGACACACGCGUUCUAAAAAGGACAAAUCCGGGCCUCUGUUUAAAGGAGAGGGCACAACUAGGAUCACAGAACCUGCCAAACAGGCCAUGUCUCCCUCUGUGGCUGAAUGUGCACGCGCAGUCUUUGCAGCAUUCCUGUGGCAUGAAGGCAUUGUCCAUGAUGCCAUGGCCUGCUCCUCCUUCCUCAAGUUCAACCCAGACUUAACCAAAGAGCAUGCCCCCAUUCGCAGCUCCCUGGGAGGACAGGGCGCUGAGGAGAAGGAGAGCAAAUUAAAGAAUCGCCACUCCUUGGAGAUUUCCUCUGCACUUAACAUGUUUAAUAUUGCCCCACAUGGCCCAGACAUCUCCAAAAUGGGCAGCAUCAACAAAAACAAGGUGCUGUCUAUGUUGAAGGAACCUCCGCUGCCAGAGAAGUGUGAGGAUGGAAAAGGAGAAUCCAUUUCCUAUGAAAUGACUUCCCAUCCCUCUAUGAGGGCAAAAUCAAUCUUACCAUUAACACUGCAGCAUUUGGUUGCAUUCUGGGAAGACAUUUCUAUGGCCACCAUCAAGGCAGCAACUCAGAACAUGAUCUUCCCCAGUCCGGGAUCCAGUGCCAUCUUAAAAAAGAAAGAGCAUGAGAAAGACAGUAAAAAGGCAAAGAAGGAGAAAAAGAAAAGGGAAAAGGCAGAGGUGCGUCCAAGAGGGAAUCUGUUUGGAGAGAUGGCCCAACUUGCGAUGGGUGGACCGGAGAAAGAUACCAUCUGUGAGCUGUGUGGAGAAUCGCACCCUUACCCUGUCACGUACCAUAUGAGGCAGGCUCAUCCAGGCUGUGGCCGCUAUGCAGGUGGUCAGGGCUACAACAGUAUUGGCCACUUCUGUGGUGGUUGGGCUGGAAACUGUGGAGACGGCGGCAUAGGAGGCAGCACCUGGUACCUGGUGUGUGAUCGCUGUCGGGAGAAAUACCUCAGAGAGAAACAGACUGCUGCCCGGGAGAAGGUGAAGCAGUCAAGGAAGAAACCUCUGCAGGUGAAGACUCCAAGGGCGCUGCCCACUAUGGAGGCCCACCAGGUGAUUCGGGCCAACGCAUUGUUCCUACUGUCCCUCAGCAGUGCAGCCGAACCGAGCAUGCUGUGCCAUCACCCUCCUCGGCCUCUUCAUUCCCACCUCCUCCCCAGCCUGAAGGAGGGUGUCUCAGAAGAACUCCCCAAUAAAAUGGGCUGCCUCUACCUACAGACACUAGCUAGACAACACACUGAGAACUUCGGAGCCUACCAAGAUGAUAACCUCUUCCAAGAUGAGAUGAGGUAUCUACGCUCAACAUCUGUUCCCGCGCCCUAUAUUUCAGUCACCCCUGACGCCUGCCCCAAUGUGUUUGAGGAACCGGAGAGCAACAUGAAAUCAAUGCCACCCAGUCUCGAGACCAGUCCGAUCACAGACAGUGACACAGCUAAGCGGACGGUGUUUCAGCGGUCUUACUCAGUUGUCGCAUCAGAAUAUGACAAGCAACAUUCACCCUCUCCAGCACGGGUCAAAGCUGUGCCCAGACGCAGGGUCCAUAGUGGUGAUGCAGAAGUUGGCUCUUCCCUGUUACGUCACCCAUCCCCUGAACUAUCCCGGCUGAUCUCAGCCCACGGCUCCCUCAGUAAGGGUGAGAGGAACUUCCAGUGGCCCGUCCUGGCUUUUGUUAUCCAGCACCAUGACCUGGAGGGCCUAGAGGUGGCCAUGAAGCAUGCACUGAGGAAGUCUGCCUGCAGGGUGUUUGCCAUGGAGGCAUUCAACUGGCUGCUGUGCAAUGUGAUCCAGACCACCUCUCUGCAUGAUAUUCUCUGGCAUUUUGUAGCAUCUCUCACACCAUCACCAUUUGAACCUGAGGAUGAGGAAGACGAUGAGAAUAAGGGGAACAAAGAAAAUUUGGAACAGGAGCGAGACCUUGGCGUUUGCGAACACCCUCUGUCUGACAUUGUUAUUGCUGGGGAAGCAGCUCAUCCUCUGCCCCACACCUUCCACCGCCUCCUUCAGACCAUCUCUGACCUCAUGAUGUCACUUCCUAGUGGCAGCUCACUACAGCAGAUGGCACUCAGGUGCUGGAGUCUCAAGUUCAAGCAGUCCGACCACCAGUUCCUCCACCAGAGCAAUGUUUUCCAUCACAUCAAUAAUAUCCUAUCCAAGUCAGAUGAUGGAGACAGUGAGGAAAGCUUCAACAUCAGCGUGCAGUCCGGAUAUGAAGCAAUGAGCCAGGAUCUCUGCCUGGUCACCUGUUUGAAGGACCUGACCAGUGUAGUAGACAUCAAGACGUCCAGUCGCCCUGCCAUGAUCGGCAGCCUAACAGAUGGCUCCACCGAGACCUUCUGGGAGUCUGGAGAUGAAGACAAAAACAAAACCAAGAGCAUCACCAUCAGCUGUGUGAAAGGCAUAAACGCUGUUAAGGUGUCUGUUCAUGUGGACAACUCCAGGGACAUUGGGAACAAAGUUACUUCUGUGACAUUCCUGUGUGGGAAAGCAAUAGAAGACCUCUGCAGAAUCAAGCAGGCUGACCUCGACUCGCGUCACAUGGGCUGGGUGACGAGUGAGCUUCCUGGAGGGGAUCAUCAUGUGAUCAAGGUGGAAUUGAAGGGUCCUGAAAACACCCUGAGAGUACGUCAGGUGAAGGUCCUCGGUUGGAAAGACGGUGAAGCCAUCAAGAUACCGGGACAAAUCUCAGCCAGCAUGGCCCAGCAGAAGAACUGUGAAGCUGAGACUCUCAGAGUUUUCCGCUUAAUCACCUCACAGGUGUUUGGAAAACUAAUCUGUGGAGAUGCAGAGCCAACUCCAGAGCAGGAGGAGAAAAACCUGCUUUCGUCUCCAGAGGGAGAAGACAAGGCACCUUCUGACGCUGACCUCAAGGAGCACAUGGUGGGAAUCAUUUUCAGCAGGAGCAAACUGACCAACCUGCAGAAACAGGUUUGUGCACACAUCGUUCAAGCAAUCCGCAUGGAGGCAACGCGUGUGAGAGAGGAGUGGGAACACGCCAUCUCUAGCAAAGAGAAUGCCAACUCUCAGCCCAGCGACGAUGACGCCUCCUCUGACGCCUACUGCUUUGAGCUCCUGUCCAUGGUCCUGGCUCUGAGCGGCUCCAACGUCGGCCGCCAGUACCUGGCCCAGCAGCUCACGCUCAUGCAGGACCUGUUUUCUCUGCUGCACACAGCUUCUCCAAGAGUACAGAGACAGGUGACUUCACUGCUUAGACGUGUCCUGCCGGAGGUGACGCCUGUGCGUCUUGCUAGCAUCAUUGGGGUGAAGGCUCUGCCACCGGCAGACAUCAGUGACAUCAUUCACUCCACAGAGAAAGGCGACUGGAACAAGCUUGGCAUCCUGGACAUGUUCCUGGGCUGCAUCGCAAAAGCCCUCACUGUGCAGCUGAAAGCCAAAGGCACCACGAUCUCUGGUGCAGCCGGAAUGACGGCAGGAAAAGGGGUCACCACAGUCACGCUUCCAAUGAUCUUUAACUCCAGCAUGUCGCCCCCUCCUGUUAUGCUCAGCUAUAUCCGCAGAGGGGAGAGCCACUGGUGGAUGAAAGGCUCCACUCCUCCACAGAUUGCGGAGAUCAUCAUAAAGUUGGUUAAAGACAUGGCAGCUGGGCACCUUUCAGACGCUUGGUCCAGAGUUACCAAAAAUGCAAUAGCUGAGACCAUCAUAGCACUGACCAAAAUGGAGGAGGAGCAUAGGUCUCCUGUACGCUGUAUUGCAACCACAAGGCUCUGGCUGGCCUUGGCAUCACUGUGUGUGCUGGACCAAGAUCACGUAGACAGGCUGUCCUCUGGUCGCUGGAUGGGCAAAGAUGGCCAGCAGAAGCAGAUGCCCAUGUGUGACAACCAUGAUGAUGGUGAGACAGCAGCCAUCAUCCUGUGUAACAUAUGUGGGAACCUUUGCACUGACUGUGACCGCUUCCUCCACCUGCACAGACGCACACGCUCUCACCAGAGACAGGUGUUUAAAGAGGAAGAGGAGGCCAUAAAGGUGGAUCUUCAUGAAGGCUGUGGGAGGACCAAGCUGUUCUGGCUCAUGGCUCUGGCUGACUCAAAGACUAUGAAGGCCAUGGUGGAGUUCAGAGAGCACACAGGUAAACCAACGUCCAGCAGCUCAGAUGCCUGCAGGUUCUGUGGCACGAGAAAUGGGACCGAGCUGUCUGCAGUGGGUAGCGUCUGCUCAGAUCCAGACUGCCAGGAGUACGCUAAACUGGCGUGCAGUAAGACUCAUCCCUGCGGACACCCUUGUGGAGGAGUCAAAAACGAGGAUAGCUGCCUGCCAUGUCUGCAUGGCUGUGACAAGAACACGGGCUGCCUGAAACAGGAUGCGGAUGACAUGUGUAUGAUCUGCUUCACUGAAGCCCUGUCUGCUGCUCCUGCUAUACAGCUGGACUGCACUCACGUGUUCCACCUUCAGUGCACUCGGCGUGUUCUUGAAAAUCGCUGGCUGGGGCCUCGGAUCACAUUUGGAUUCAUGUUAUGUCCCAUUUGCAAGAACAAAAUCAAUCACUCUGUGAUCAAGGACCUGCUCGACCCCAUUAAGGAGCUCUAUGAGGAUGUGAGGAGGAAGGCUCUGAUGAGGCUCGAGUACGAGGGUCUGCACAAGAGUGAGGCAAUAACCACACCAGGGGCACGCUUUCACAAUGACCCUGCAGGCUUUGCCAUGAACAGAUAUGCAUACUAUGUUUGCUACAAGUGCAAGAAGGCAUAUUUUGGGGGAGAGGCUCGCUGCGAUGCAGAGGCAGGACAGGGAGACGACUACGACCCCAGUGAACUGAUCUGUGGAGCAUGCUCAGAUGUGUCCAGGGCUCAGAUGUGCUCCAAGCAUGGAACAGACUUCCUUGAGUAUAAAUGCCGGUACUGCUGCUCUGUGGCUGUUUUCUUCUGCUUUGGCACCACACACUUCUGUAAUGCCUGCCAUGAUGACUUCCAGAGGAUGACCAGCGUCCCCAAAGAAGAACUGCCCCAUUGUCCUGCAGGGCCUAAAGGCAAGCAGCUGGAGGGCACUGAAUGCCCUUUGCAUGUAGUCCACCCACCAACAGGGGAAGAGUUUGCUCUUGGUUGCGGGGUGUGCAGGAACGCCCACACUUUCUAAACAACAAGACUUUUUCUGAAAACCAGUUUGUCUACUGUGAUUUCUGGCUGCUGCUGAAGCUCAGCCGUCAAGUUUGGCUCUUGCAUUGCCAAGACUCCUGGACACUGGACCAGGUUUCUGCUCUACGCCGAGAGUCCUCAGGUCUGCUCUUUCACCACUGUCAGUAUCCUUGGCUCCGCUGCGACCGCGAGCAGUAACUCGUUUGGGUUCAGAGUGACCUGAAUGGGCGAGGGGAGGGAGGGGGACAAAGAACAAUUGAAUUAAAAAGAAAAAAAAGAAGAAGAAAAAAAAAAAAGAAAAUUUCUCGUGACGUGUUUGCAUGCGGCCGUUGUAUUCCCUCGGCUUCUAUAGACGUUGCACACCUCCUGAUCACUCAAGUGUAACAAUACAAGUUUAAACAUUGAAUAUGAAUUACAUUUGCAUAUAGACAACUGUGGAUCAGCGUGGGUCUGAAAAAAAGUUGAAAAAAAGAAAAUAUGGAGCAGGCCGUGUUUCCAGCUUCCUAACUAUAAAUUUAAAAUAUUGUUGUAUGUAAACUUUUUCGUAAACUUGUACAGUAUUCUCCGCUGUCAAGUGCAUCAUGGGUUGACAGAAGAAGAAAAAAAAGGAGUUGAGUUGGUGGAUAAGACUGUUAAGAACAUUAUGUUUGGGAGGAAAAUAGUGUACGAUUUAUCUAAUCUUGUAUAUAAUGAUACUAUUCAAAAAUAGCUGUAUUCCGAAGUUGCUACUCUUCACUUCAGUUUUGUUUGAUAUUCUGGGUUAUGUUUUGAGCCAGAACUUUUAAUGAAGUGCAAUACUGGGUGUGCCUCCUAUUUUGCAGCUGUUUAACCUAUGGAAUGUAUGUCAAUAAAGCCACUGUACAUUUUUAUACAGUAGACGGUCGUAAUUUUCCCCCUCUUCUAAAUGUCACAUCUCUUCUGUUGUUUGGAAAUGAGAAGAUGGAUCCUGGCGGCUGCAGUGAACGAUGGUGGAUGUAAAUCCUGGUUGUAAUUUAAAAAAAAAAAAAAGGAUGAAAACUUAUAGUAAGACAGGAAAAAACCCUCUCACGGUAUGACUGAUUACAGCUGGAUGAUCGGAGGGUGCCAGUCUUCACACCAAAUAAAAUAUUGCACCUGUAAUGCUUUUCCCUAUUAGGAGGCAGGGGUAAUGGGAGGGAGAGGGGAGGUCAGGGGGGUGGAGUAUGGAAACAAAGCAGCUGCUGUUUAAAUUUAAAAAAAAAAAAAAAAAAGGAAAAAAAAAGCUUCAUACUUGUGAAUCUGCUCUGUAAUAUCUGUGGUGGAUGGAGUCGAAUGGUAAUAAACCAGGUUCUCUGUUUUCGCAAAGUAAA
Oreochromis aureus is the source of this 16090-nucleotide messenger RNA. It is a transcript of the gene mycbp2, whose product is annotated as MYC binding protein 2. The coding region runs from base 559 to 14763 and encodes 4734 amino acids. Lineage: Eukaryota; Metazoa; Chordata; Actinopteri; Cichliformes; Cichlidae. Gene Ontology annotation, cellular component: nucleus. The record is from RefSeq and is a predicted model, not a curated record. The transcript has 83 exons.